AUGUCGCAGCAAACACGCCGCAAAUGGUUCGAUUGCGCAGAAUGCCAUGCCGAGUCAGAGACACACGACCUCAAGCCCACCCUCGAAAUGGUCUUUGCGUGCAAAAAGUGCAAAAAGGCUUUCCGCAAGGACGUUCAGGAGUUUGAAGAGAGUGACGAGUACUGCCCACACUGCGACAACCACUUUGUCCUCGAAGCAAAGACGCCGCAGGCUAGACUGCAAGUCGAGAGUGAGGAUGUCCGAAAGGACGCUCGUUUUGUCAAGGACGAGCGUGUGCGCGAGGAAGAGCAGCAGACCAUCUGGAACUUGAAAGAGGCAAGCGAGAGACUGGGUUGA
Aureobasidium namibiae CBS 147.97 is the source of this 336-nucleotide messenger RNA. RefSeq lists its product as uncharacterized. Gene Ontology annotation, cellular component: mitochondrial intermembrane space. NCBI's taxonomy places the organism in Eukaryota, Fungi, Ascomycota, Dothideomycetes, Dothideales, Saccotheciaceae. The record is from RefSeq and is a predicted model, not a curated record. The transcript has 2 exons. Gene Ontology annotation, molecular function: zinc ion binding. Bases 1 to 336 code for a protein of 111 amino acids. Gene Ontology annotation, biological process: protein import into mitochondrial intermembrane space.